Molecule: messenger RNA, 369 nt
Organism: Saxophila tyrrhenica
Lineage: Eukaryota; Fungi; Ascomycota; Dothideomycetes; Mycosphaerellales; Extremaceae
Exons: 2
Coding region: 1-369 (122 amino acids)
Source: RefSeq, a predicted model, not a curated record
AUGGCACCGACAAACGAAUGGCUAAUCCAAAUCCCCGACCACCCAAACAUGCUCUCCAAACGCAUGGAAGUCCGCCCGUACCUCCCCCUCCCACCCUUCGACCCAUCCCCUACUAACCCCUCUCCUUCCCGAAGUAAACACCUCGAAGACCUCAAACCCCUCAUAGCCUCCGGCAAAAUCGUCUUCGGCGGCGCCUGCCUCGACGAGCCCCUGCAAGAGGGCAAAGGCAUGCAGACGAACGGCAGCGCGAUGAUGGUGGUUUGUGAGACGGAGAAGGAGGCAAGAGAGGUGGUGGAGGGGGAUGUGUAUGCGAAGGCCGGGGUGUGGGAUACGGGGAACAUGAAGACUGCGGUGCGGACGGCGUUGUAG